CAUAUUUAAACAAAAAUGUCAGUUAUGCAGCUUUGUGGAGUUUGUAGCGAGCAUGUUCCUAAAUACAGAUGUCCGUCCUGCAGGAUCAGAUAUUGUUCGGUGAGUUGCUUUAAAAGACACAAAGAUGAUGAUUCAUGUCAUCCGGUUAAAGAAUCAGAUCCAGCCUCCAGCAGCUCAACACCGGUCACCAGCGCCGAACAGCCGUGGACUGUAGAGGAUCUUCUUGAUGAAGACAGUCAGACUGACAAGGUGCCACUACAGAAACUUCAGCAGCUGGGUGGUUCAGAGGCGCUGAAGGGUCUGCUGAGGAAUCCUCAUCUCCGGCGGUUAAUGAUGUCCGUGGACUCGGCUGAAGAUAAAGCCAGAGCCAUGAAAGACGCCAUGCAGGAGCCGCUGUUCGUGGAGUUUGCUGAUCAGUGCUUAAAAAUUAUUGAACCGACAGAAACAGAGAAUGACGACGAUGAUGAUGAAUUCUGAUCAGACGGAACUGUCACGUGUGGACCGAUUCCUAACAGAAUUGCAUCAAAAUUUUACAAAAAUGUUGAUGUAAUGAUGUAAAAGUUGUAUUACACCGAUGUCUAUUGAAUGCGAACAAUGUAAUGCAAUGCAAAAAU
This is a messenger RNA of Cyprinus carpio (common carp), 614 nucleotides long. RefSeq names its product zinc finger HIT domain-containing protein 3-like. Lineage: Eukaryota; Metazoa; Chordata; Actinopteri; Cypriniformes; Cyprinidae. The record is from RefSeq and is a predicted model, not a curated record. Gene Ontology annotation, biological process: box C/D snoRNP assembly; snoRNA localization; maturation of LSU-rRNA from tricistronic rRNA transcript (SSU-rRNA, 5.8S rRNA, LSU-rRNA). Gene Ontology annotation, cellular component: pre-snoRNP complex; nucleus. Gene Ontology annotation, molecular function: protein binding.